AUGUAUAAACAUGUAAUUAGACUCGACAGUGCGUUUUAUCGAGACACAAGCGGUACAUCCGCCAUAAUCGAAGGUGCACAAACUUUCGGCGAUAGAUCACCCGAAUCUGAAUAUUAUGAUACCGAUGAAGAUGACUAUACAUCAAGAAAACGGGUACGCGUUAGAGUACCGGUGAUUCGAGGCCGAACUGCGAAAGAUCAUGCAUUAACUGUCGUGCGAAGGCGUCCACUUGUACCUUAUACAAAAUCAUUAUUAUAUCAGCCAAUAGAAUCAUCUCUAUCUUCGCUGACUCCUAGAAAAAUUGUCGUAACGAGGACAAAAAUAAGGAAUUACGAUUCUAUCGAUGCUGGCUAUCAUUUGGGAGAUGAAAUCUCUAAUGAUCUUUACUCAAAAAAUAAUCGGCACAAAGUUACCGUUACUCGCAGAAGAAAAGUAAGACCAUCGUCGACUACAGUAGCUCCGACUCAACGCGAACGAGUCACUCGAGUAACUCGGAAAAAGUUGGUGACUAUCAGGCCUAUUCCAAAACCCAGCGCGACUUUAGCUAUAAUAACGACUGGAUUUUAUACGGCGCCUUCUUUUGAAGUCGAAGAAGAGGACGAAGAAUCUUUUGAUUAUGAUUACAGUCCAAUAUCAACGCCGGUUUUGCAUGGCUCCUACAUAACCAGGAACGAUCCAAUACCUUCGUUUACCACGGCCACGAAUAAAUUAAUCUCGAGUAGAACUAGAUCUAGUACAGCUACCGAUCCGAUCAUAAUUACAGACAACUUCUUCUUUCCGUCUGCUCCUGAAGAACCGACAACAAAUAGCUACUACGAGUAUGAUAAUGCAAAAAAUGAUACAAUCGACGAGAGCGAAGAUGAAAACUUAGAGCAAAAACCUACAAGUGAAACUCCCGAUGUGACGGAUUCAAUUUUAACGACUUUGGAGGAUGUUGAAUCAACAACUGCAGUAGAAGAAGAGGAAACAACACAGCCAAUGCACGACAAUGAAGACUACUUGAAAGUUAUUCCGAUUAGAAGCUAUCAAAAAAUAGAAAGUACGCCUACUGACGCCGGGAUUGAUUUGUCUCUGACUAGUAGCGCUGUAAAUCAAAGCGAGAUACCUACAGUUAUCCCGCUGGUUACCGAUUUAUUGCCAAGCGAAAGGAAAACUGCGGCAACACCAGCUUCGACGUUGAAAGUGACAACGUCUUCGCCUUCGCUUACGACGGAAGAUAUUGAAGCUGGUCUAACAGAUGAAUUAUAUUUAUCACUCUCGCGACUUGAUUUCCCGCAAAUCGUACCGUCAAAAGUAGAAAACGAAGGAAGCGUCAUCCUGUCAUCGUCCAUACCGCAAUCGUCCCAAGUUACCCCAGAGCUUGAAACAAGCGUUUACUAUACCGAGACUGUUGUAACAUCUACGCGUUUGAGAACAUAUACUUAUGUCGUGACGAAACUUAACGGACAAGAAACUGAAGUAACGUCGUCGACGAGCAUUAGACCAAGGGUGACAACGUUGACAUUGACUGUACCUGUGACGGUGACGGUGACGCCGACGUUGAUCUCGUCGUCAGUUGCACUUAAUAGCUCUCUUGCACACAAAAAAAAUGAAGAAGUCGAAGACGAAGGGAGAAAAUUCAAUCUUGCGACAAGGGUAAUGUCGAAUGGAGUUGAAGUUAUAGUCGCCGGCACGACACCCGCCUACCGAUGGGAGAAUUCGAACCCACAGCCAACACUGACUCUUUCUGAGGCAGUGCUAAUGCUCAUGCCGCAAGAUAAGCCAAAUGAUUUUGUGACCAAGACUUGCAUGACGACUUUUACCUACCUCAACACCAUUCUUCGCGACGGUACCACAAUCGUUUCGACAGAUCAACAGGUGAUAGCCAACACCGCGACGGAAGAAAGGCACAGGAAACGCCCAGCGGAAGCAGCAUCUGUCACACUGGAUGCGUCGCCGACUUUGCAAACUGAAGUUUUCAAGACGACUUACACGUACUUGACGCUCAACAGCGACCAUCCCGAUGAAAAAAAUGCACUAGGAAGUAGUACGAAAGUAAUUACAAAUAUAGUUACUGCUCCCCAGUACUAUCUCGAGAUGAUUCUCGAGCCGUCGGAAACUCCUCGACCCGAAACAAAUACGUACCUUAGCACGAGGGCACUCGAGAAAACUUACGUCGAGGAAGGUAAAACGAAAAUCGAAAUGACCACUGACGUCGUUACGCAGUUAAUAAUAACGGAAUCUUCCGUGCCGCCGCCUCGAGCGACAAGUUUAACGACUCCGUCGCCAGUAGCAGACGAGUCAAUUAGCCCCACGACGGAUAUCGCCAAGACUUAUUACAUCACUUACACUUACUUUAACACGUACUUAGAGAACGACAGCACGGUCGUCAAGACGAACAUUGCAACUUCAUCAGACAUCAUUUACGAGAAAGCUCCCUCGAAGAAAAGCUCGACGAAAUCAAUAGCGGUCAGUGCUACACCGGAGCCAAUUCAAAUUUUUGCAACCAAAACCUACUUGACUACGUUUACGUAUUUCACAACUCUCCUUCAGGCUGGCCUUGAUGGUGAAACUUCGACUACGAUUUCGUCACGGACGAAAAUCGUUGAAAACGUAGUAACAGAGUCCAUUGCUCCAAGCUUAUUGGAUGCAGGAUACAUGAACGCUCUACUCACGACUUCACAUCAUUCAGAUACGCUGAAAAAUGUCGUCACAGGCUCGACGAUUAUUUUCUUCGACGACGAAGAACAAGUCACGCCGACGAGCGCCGCCUUCGACACUUCUGCAUCGGCGAUUAUCGAUAAAAUCGACGCUGCCGAAAAUACUUCGACAUCGCCUAUCGUCGCCGAUUCUGUGGGGGCUGAAUCGAAUGACGUCACUACCAGACCCCUUGAGCAAGACAACGAGGCGGCUGAAGAAACCACAGAUCCACCUCCAAGCAAAAAACCGUCGCAAGUGAGCAAUUUGCUGAGUUUAGGAUCAUUGGGUAUCAAUAGCUUGUCGGCUCUAGGCCCAGUUAUCACAGCUAUGGCCGGUCUACUGCAAGGAAAAUCUUCUGCCACGCGUAGAAACGAUACUGAGUCAGUGACAGAGCUUCCAACUACGACAACGCAAAGAUCACCAAUCUAUAUCCCCGUUGGGGAAUUUGCCGAUGGCGAUAUAGAAACCGCAGAAAGUCAAAAUAUAGCUCAUCAUUUGGCAAAUAGUAAUGUUCUAACGGAAACAAGGCAUAAAGUGGCAGCUAGUCUGGAUGGCGGAAUAGCAAUAUCACCGGGUGAAAUAAUAACGGCGAAUAGUGAUGUAAUAAUCGGUAAACCAGGUAAAAUGGCUCCGAGGCCACCUCAAACUUUCUUAAACGAGGAAAAUAUAGGCAUGAAACCGCCACCGGUAUCAGUGCCUAACAUACCAGUACAUCCAGUUUUAGAAGUCGUCGAGAGAGAACCAGUCAAGCCGGUGAAAAUUCAAAAAGGCUCGCAACAAUUGGAAAUCUACCCAUCUCAUCAGAUUUACGAGGAGCAUAUUCAAGUACCAAUUACCUAUGAUCAACCAAACUUUUCAAAGAGACCACAAAAUAUACAUGAAAAUAUUCACAUACCACCAGUCAAUAGGAUAAGUUCAAAGAAAGAUAUUUUGGAAAACGAUCCACUCCUCAUUCCGCCUUCGGUGUUAUUGAACUCUGAAAAACAUCGUCACAUGGAUAAGCAUAGAAGACCAUGGAGUGCAAAAGAUCCGAUACCUCAAGCCAACGUACUGAUCGACGAUAAAAAUCGUUUAGGCUACGCUCCAAUUGACAUAGGUAGUGGUAUCCAAAAGAAAGAAUAUGUACCGGAACCGAUUGUGCAUCAAGUACCGCAUGUUAUUGAUAGGUCUACGGGUCAACCUUUGUUAGUUAAUAUUCAGCCUAGUCAAGUAGCCAAUGUUGUUAUUCCUCAGGGAGGAACUCAAGCCUUAAUUUUCGGCGAUACUCCUGAACCCCAUAAAUCGGGUCAAUAUUUUGAUGAUCCUUCGCCUUAUCCAGAACCAGAAGUGGGACCUGGGUUCAUCGGAAUAGAUAAAGUAGAAAACCUUCCACAGUUCUCGAAAAAUGACAAUCCGUCAGACUACAUGACUCCACCUUCGCCGACGUUAAAUCUGAAACCCCUGCAAAAUUCCAACUCCGGCAAUCGACCUCACGUAAUACCACUUUCUACCAAUCAAGACCACAAAAAGUACAGUCAAGUGAGCGCGAGGCCUGAAAAGAUACCAAUACGUCAUCACGACACGUCGUCUUUAUCGAGCGGCGGGCAAGGCCACGUUCACACGGAAAUACUUGUUCACCACGGAGGAGAAAGUGGCCAAACGAGACCUCUGUCGUCCGCGAGGCCGCCAAUACCGGUGCAUAAUUAUCAGAAUAUACAACACCCACCGCGCAAAGAUUAUACAAAGAUUCACAUGGCCGUGGAGCAAACGCCGCCGAGGAGAACUGAAGUACCAUCUGAAAAUUCAUAUUACGAUCAGCAACUACUACAUGCCAAUGUGAAUUGGAAUAGCAAUAAAAAUGAGAAAAAACCCUUAAGGCCUUCUCAAGUUCGCUGGGCAAGGCCUACAAGUAGGCCGUCACGGCCUCCGACCAAAAUAACCGGACGUCCUUAUGGAAGACCGUCUACGCGAUUGGAAAGACCCUCGGGAUCAAUUCGACCACCUCAAUUCACGCAAAGAUUACCAACGACAACUUAUUAUCAGAACGAGCAGCAGAAGUUCAAUCAACAACCACCGACAAGUAUUCCAUUUGGUGAAUCGAAUCAACAAACAUAUAUGUCUGGCCCGCAAGAUAAACCGCAACACUACUACCAAGACAAUUAUACGGGCAUUAAUUUGCAAAUAACAACCAAUCAUACAGUGCAAGAUUAUAAGGGAGACUCGUUGGCUGAUCAAAUAAAUUUGGGAUUGGGUUACAAAAGUCCAUCAGUCGAUGAAAUUGAAAGUGAUUCGAAAAUCAUUGAAAAGCCAAUGGACUCGGACGUCGAGGCUUCUGAAGAUAUUAAAAUAUCUACAGGAUUGAACGAUAAACCUGAGGAUGAUAUUAUCAUUACCGAGGAUUCCGAUAAAAACAAGUUUGAAACAACAAUCACGUUCGAUCAAGACAGAGUUGAUGAAAACGGCGAUGGUGAAAUUAUAAUGGGCAGCGAAAAGAAGCAAGACCAGUAUCUGGCUCAAUCUACUUAUGGCGAAUUCAAUCACAUGAAUAACAACCACCAUAACGUAUAUGUAACGGAUACUGGACCUCAGCAAAACAUGACGAGUCAUACUCAAUUCAUUGAUUUACAAUCACCCGUCGUCAAUCCAUCAAUCGAGCCAAACGGUCAUAGCCGACCAUUUUUAAAAUCUCACUUUAGUAUGACAUUGUCAGACAACAAACCUGAUAUAAUAACCGAGUCACCGGAUAAAAAUGACGAAAUAGUUCAUGGACACAUUAAACCAGGUUUAGGCCAAGUGCUUCACGUUCAAAAUGAUAAAAACGAAUAUGAGACUCGCAAGAACGACUCGCGAACCCACAUUUAUCGCAGACCCAAACCGGAUUUCCCGUCAAGAAUCCAUGCCGAUCGUCCGGAAAUUAUCACCAAGCCAAAACUUAAAACACCCAGACCAGUGGUCGUAAGCAGUGGCAAGAUUCGUAAACAAAACAAUUACAGAAAACCACAGGUACAAUUUUCUCUACCAAUCGAUUCGACUGGCGAAGAAAACGAUAGUAAAACUCAAACUGAACGACCUCCGAGUUCAGACACGACAAAUUACCAUAAAAAACCAACACAGGAGUCGCUUGAUACUGCAUUCCAGACAAACUUUGCUUCGGACGAUCAUAAAGACGAGGUGGUUAACGAUAGAGUCGAGGCAGAUGGCUCGUUCUCGGAUACUCAAAAAAUAAGUGAUUCGAAAUCAAAGUUGCUCCCGCAAGAUAUGGUACCGCCGCCUGUUACGCCUGUGGUGAACAAAGACAUUUUAAAGAACGACGAAGGUUUGAAGCCGCCACCGCUGCCAACUGUCCUCGGUCUUACACCACCACCUGUAGAUAUUACUACGACGACAAGACCAAUUGAAAAUAAUCCUAAAGUGAAUGCCGAGGUUUCGGGUUUGAAACCACCGCCUCUGUACAUUCCACUGCAAGAAUCUAGCACACCACUCCAACCGAGCGUUGAUAUGGUACCGCCAAGCCCAAGGCCGUCGCUUGUAAGGCCAUUCUUAGCCGACGUUCUUUCACAAGACAUGGUACCACCACCACCGGACGUGAAAACGACGAGGCCGUUGGAAAUUGCCACCAUUCGUCCAGGAGUCGCAGUGUCGGGCUCAAUCCAGAUCGACACUGCUGUCGCAACGUCUCACAUUCCUGUGGUACAAGAUAUGGAAUCUAAGAUACCGAUUGUCCAUGGAACCGUUGACUUACCGGUGGUUGUCGAUGUGCCGGAAUUCUUGAAGCCUAUCGAUAAUAAGAAACCCGAUCACGUUAGCGUUUAUACCGUGCGGCCAUUCGAAACUCGACAGAGGCACACUACGCCACCUACGAUUUCGCCUUCGAAAACGACGAGCGUAGCAGUGACAAAGCAAACCCAAGUAAAGAAUAACGAGCGUGUUCACGAAGAUGUGUACGUCCCUACGCGAUUAUCGCCGUCCGACAUCUCGAUAAAGCCCAGCAAGCAGCCGGAAUUGAUAAUUGACCUCGAGCCAAGCACUGACAUUCACAUGCCGUCCAGCGGAAUCGAGGCUACAGAAUCAUUGAAUAUCGCCGCCGUGAAUACCAAGAGAACGAAGCAGAGGUCAAGCGUAACAGAAGUAGUCACGAAAGCGCCGCCGGUUGUAGUCGAAAGCUCUCAAGUUUCCAAGAACACCGUGCAGCAAAGUAGUAGCAGCACUCAAGGCGCACAAGCAACGAGAAAGACCGAUUUGAAGAUCAAACAGUCGGCCUCGAAAAUGAUGGAAAUCAUCGGCACUGUCGUGCACGAGUUCAUUCAGAACUCGACGAACGAGCAGGUGGAGACGCAACCGCACGAGGUCACUCGUUUCGAGACGCUGACGGUAACGCGAACAGAAACGUUAGUUUUGGGAUCACCACCCACGACGAGGACUCUCCUGAUCACUCACACCUUGACGUCAACGCGCGUCGAAACCGUUACGGAAACGCUACUGCGUCCGACCAGCGUUAUCUCUACCAUCAUCUCGACAAUACUUCAGUCUGCCACUCACGUGCCGACUUACGAGAACGACAACACCGACAACGAAUCGAUUUUCGUUGUGAUGAGCGAUCAUACACCACCUGCUGCCGGUGCCGAAGAGGUCGAAGCUGAGUACGGCGAAGAAGACGUUUCUCGAGACGAGGAAGAUAAUUCCGUGAACGAGAUUCAUCGUGUGCUACAAGGUGGUAUAUUAGAAGCACCAUCCGUGCCGAUCAGGCCACCAAAGAUACAAUGUUUGCCGGAGUGCAAGGGAUUCAAGUCUGAGGUGUGCGCAGAAUCGGCAACUGGCGAGACGCGCUGUAUCUGCAGACCUGGCUUUGCGCGCAUGUUCCCCGAUCGUCCCUGCAAACCUACUUACACAUUCACACUGGGCGUGGGCUUGGAGAGACUCGGUCGCGAUCGUUUUAUUUACGAUCCGGCGAUGAACGACACAAAUUCUAUAGCGUUCAGACGCUACGCUCAUCCCAUCAAAGAAGCUUUGGAUCGCACCCUCAUGCAGAGUGAUCUCAGAGACGCUUACAGAGCAGCGAAUAUCGUCGGAUUCACGGUCAAACCAUCGAAAGUCAUGUUCAACGUGCAGCUCAGCUCGAAUACCGACGAAACGCAUCUCAAGGACGUCUUACGGAAGUACUUGGUCCUAAGCAAUUAUAGCCUCGGCGGUACGGACGUCUACGCAUCAAAAGAUCUUGGACUGAUCGAAGCCAAUGAUUUCGACGAGUGUACGAACGAGGAGGGUGGACCGCAUCACGAUUGCUCGGUGAACGCGGCAUGCUUCAAUCUCAAGGGCACCUAUCAGUGCUCGUGCAAAGAGGGCUUUGCCGACCUGUCGGAAAAUCCAACUUACCCCGGCAGAUUAUGCUCGCAAGCUCCUCUUGGAUGCGCUGCCUGUAACAACAAGGGACACUGUCUGAUUAGCUCGCACGGUCAAGAGGUUUGCGAAUGUUUCCCGUGGUACAGUGGUCAGAAGUGUCAAGUGAACCUCAAGGUACUAUUGAUCGGUCUGGUGACAACGGGAGCGAUCCUGCUGGGUCUGCUGGCGGUUUGCGUGGGCAUGGCAUGCUGCCGCAAUCCAGUGCGAAGACGAGGUGCCGGCGACCGGCGAGCAAUGAUCGCCGGUGGCGGCGGCGACACGAGCAGCGAGGGCAGCGUAGCGGAGCUCGCGCUGCCACAUCACGUCCCUCACAUUUUACCGCCACCACCGCAGAUGAUUGCCCCGCAGCCACCUCUGAAGAAGGUAGCCAAGAAAGUCAGUGGCAAGACGCGACGCGCGCCUCGCAAACCUGCUCCUCUCAUCGCUCCAGUGCCAUCAAACGUCAGCUGCUUGUCGGGCGAGCAACGCGAUCGCUCGAUGACGGUUAUGAUACCGCGAGCCAAAUACCGCGCCACGUCCCAACAGUCAGGCCCGUUGCCUCCGAAUUACAAGCCCAUGAGUAGCUUCGCCGUUGACGAGCACAAGCUCAUCGAUUAUCUGGAGUCGGGACCGGUGUCGGCGCAUCGCAAGCCGAGCCUGGCCAGCGAGCCGGAUUACAAGGAGCAGUCGCCUAUCAAGAUGCAACCGGCUCAACAGUCGAGCUUCGCCACUAGCGGCGCGCUUGUGAGCGCUGGUUUUCAGGUAUCCGCAACGGUGACGCGGGCGAUGGACGCUGAAUCGACGCUGGGUCGCUCGUACACGGAGACGACCGUCGAGCCGGCGACCAAGCUCGUACGGGUGUCCGACUUCUGCGACGACCUGGAGUCGACGAUGGUGCGCUCGUGUGCCGAGACGACGAUCCAGGCGUCGACCAAGCAGCUGCUACGCCUCGAGCUGGCCGACGCGGGCUCCACGCUGGCGAGGUCGUGCGGCGAGACGACGAUCCAGCCGCCGACCAGAUUGGCCGAGCGCAACAGCAAAGACAGGGAUCUGACGAGGGAUAGCGCCAGCGAGGGCCACACCAUGGCCGAGAGGGAUCUCGGCAGCACGCUCAGGCUACCCGCUCAGCGUGCCACGCUUUACAAUCAGGACAGGACGACGAGCAGCGAUCGCGAGUCCAACUUCGACUCGCUGUGAGAAAAGCAAGAGAUGCCCAGCAGCAGCGCAAGGUGCCAUUGAAGUGACGAGAGAACGAC
Messenger RNA from Phymastichus coffea, 9293 nucleotides. RefSeq lists its product as uncharacterized. Gene Ontology annotation, molecular function: calcium ion binding. The coding region runs from base 1 to 9234 and encodes 3077 amino acids. Lineage: Eukaryota; Metazoa; Arthropoda; Insecta; Hymenoptera; Eulophidae. The record is from RefSeq and is a predicted model, not a curated record. The transcript has 19 exons.